AUGAUCUUCAAUCCGAUCAAGAGUUUCGUCUGUUUCUUCUUGCCAGCUAUACACGGCUUAUAUUUUCAUAUUGGAGAAACUCAAAAAAAAUGUUUCAUCGAAGACAUACCUGAUGAUACGUUAGUUGUAGGUAAAUACAAAGUGGAAAUCUUCGAUGCCAACAUAAGUCGCUUUGUACCUUCAUUACCUGGUCUUGGGAUGCAUGUGGAAGUCAAAGAUGUUGAAGACAAAACCAUGCUUUCAAGGACCUAUGCGUCAGAGGGUAGAUUUUCAUUCACAUCCCACAUGGCAGGGGAGCAUCUCAUAUGUUUGCAUGCAAACACUUCAGCUUGGUUCGGUGGUCAUCAGCUUAGAAUUCAUUUGAGCAUUCAAGUUGGAGAAAGAGCUAACGAUUACCAAGAAAUUGCUUCAAAAGAUAAAUUAACAGAACUUCAAUUAAGAGUUCGACAAUUGCUUGACCAAAUAGAAAUGAUAUCAAAAGAACAAAAUUAUCAACGAUUCAGAGAGGAACGGUUCAGAGAAACUAGCGAAAGUACUAAUCAAAGAGUAUUUUGGUGGGCAGUGGCACAGUUAUCCAUUCUUGUGGUCACUGGAUUUUGGCAAAUGAAACAUCUUAAAGGAUUUUUUGAAGCUAAAAAAUUGGUUUAA
Molecule: messenger RNA, 648 nt
Organism: Helobdella robusta
Lineage: Eukaryota; Metazoa; Annelida; Clitellata; Rhynchobdellida; Glossiphoniidae
Exons: 5
Coding region: 1-648 (215 amino acids)
Biological process (GO): endoplasmic reticulum to Golgi vesicle-mediated transport; Golgi organization; intracellular protein transport
Cellular component (GO): endoplasmic reticulum-Golgi intermediate compartment; Golgi apparatus; COPII-coated ER to Golgi transport vesicle
Source: RefSeq, a predicted model, not a curated record